CUUAGUCUGUCGCGCAUGCGCAGUUUUUACCUUACUUGCUGUUUCCUCCCUUCACCGGCAGCAGUUGCCAUUUUUACGGGGGGCGAGAGUGGUUUUGGAGGGGGGUGACAGUUUGGUUCUGUCCCCGGCUGUGCUGUGUCAGGCCGAUCCCUGGCUUGGCACAACAUUGAGGAGAGCAAAUGGAUGGCAGCAGUUCAAGAUCAGGAGCAGUCAAUGGCUUCACUAUGAAAUCACAGCUUCAGGUUAUAGUUAUAUCCGCUAAGUUAAAGGACAACCGGAAAAACUGGUUUGGUCCGAGUCCAUAUGUGGAGCUAUCAGUGGAUGGACAAUCAAAGAAAACAGAAACAAAAAAUAAAACUCACAGUCCCAAAUGGAAACAGCCGCUCACUGUCAUUGUAACCCCAUUUAGUGUGUUAAAUUUCCGUGUUUGGAGCCACCAGACAUUGAAAUCUGAUGCUCUGAUUGGAAGUGCAUCACUCAACUUGCAUGAAACGCUACUGUCUAACCAUAUGAAAUUAGAAGAAGUCAUUGUGAACAUGCAGCUGUUAAGUGACAGGGAGACGGUCGGCGACCUGUCUGUGUGCUUGGAUGGGAUGCAGGUAGACCCAGAGCUCUUAGCAAAUGGAGAUCCAGCAAUCUCAUCAGGUUCAACAGAUAAUUCUGCAAUGCAAAUUGAAACACAGUCUGCAAGUGCUGACACCACAAAUGGAACAAAUUCAACUGACAGCAGAACAACCAAUGGCACAAGCUCUCCUUCUUUAGCCAAUGGAGGCUUCAGAGCCAGUAGACCAUCACGGCCCCCUCCACCCACACCUCGCCGGGCGUCUGAUAUAGCUCCUGCCAUCACUGAAACUUCCUCCCAAGCUGAAGCUGAAUUGUUGCCCCCCCCUGCUGCUGCUGCUUCCAUACCCGAAGCUCCAUCCAACACACCUCCUGUUUCUAGGCAAAUAGCUCCCAUCAACAUUGAUGGACAGAGACUGGGACUAGUGAACCAAGGACCUCUGCCACCUGGAUGGGAACAGCGGGUUGAUCAGCAAGGACGUGUUUAUUAUGUGGAUCACGUUGCAAAAAGAACAACAUGGGACAGGCCGGAACCUCUACCUCCUGGAUGGGAACGUCGAGUGGACAACAUGAGUCGCAUCUAUUAUGUGGAUCAUAUAACCAGGACCACUACAUGGCAGCGCCCCACUUUGGAAUCUGUGAGAAAUUAUGAGCAGUGGCAAAUCCAGCGUAACCAGCUGCAAGGGGCCAUGCAACAGUUUAACCAAAGGUUCAUUUAUGGGAACCAGGAUUCCGUAGCCCAGAACAAAGAGUAUGACCCAUUAGGACCAUUACCGGUUGGAUGGGAAAAGCGGAUGGAUGGAAAUGGCAGAGUAUAUUUCGUUAAUCACACAAUUCGGACCACCCAGUGGGAGGACCCAAGAAAUCAGGGACAGUUGAACGACAAGCCUUUACCAGAGGGUUGGGAAAUGAGGUUUACAGUAGACGGCAUCCCAUAUUUUGUGGAUCACAACAGGAAAACCACCACCUAUAUUGAUCCUCGGACUGGCAAAUCAGCUCUGGACAAUGGACCUCAAAUCGCCUACGUAAGGGAUUUUAAGGCUAAGGUUCAGUACUUCCGAUUUUGGUGCCAGCAACUUUAUAUGCCUCAGCAUGUCAAGAUCACUGUGAACAGGAAAACGCUUUUUGAAGAUUCAUUUCAGCAAAUAAUGAGUUUCAACCCACAAGAUCUCAGGAGAAGACUGUGGCUUAUCAUCCCUGGGGAAGAGGGUUUAGAUUAUGGAGGAGUGGCAAGAGAGUGGUUCUUCCUCCUGUCCCAUGAAGUAAUGAAUCCAAUGUACUGCCUAUUUGAAUACGCUGGGAAGGAUAACUACUGUCUACAGAUCAACCCUGCUUCCUACAUUAACCCAGACCACCUCCGCUACUUCCGCUUCAUUGGCAGGUUCAUAGCCAUGGCCCUGUUCCAUGGCAAGUUUAUAGACACGGGUUUCUCGUUGCCUUUUUACAAACGGAUCUUAAAUAAACCAGUGGGUCUAAAAGAUUUGGAAUCUGUGGAUCCUGAAUUCUACAAUUCACUUAUAUGGAUAAAGGACAACAACAUUGAGGAGUGUGGCCUGGAGAUGUUUUUUUCAGUGGACAAAGAAAUUUUGGGGGAAGUCAAAAGUCAUGAUCUGAAACCUGAUGGCAGUAACAUCCAGGUGACGGAAGAGAACAAGGAAGAAUACAUCCGGCUAGUUGCAGAGUGGAGACUGUCCCGGGGAGUAGAAGAACAGACACAGGCUUUCUUUGAGGGUUUCAAUGAGAUUCUCCCUCAACAAUACUUGCAAUAUUUUGAUGCAAAGGAGUUAGAGGUGCUUCUGUGUGGAAUGCAGGAAAUUGAUCUAAAUGAUUGGCAGCGAAACACCAUCUACAGGCACUACACAAGGACCAGCAAGCUCAUCAUUUGGUUCUGGCAGUUUGUAAAAGAAAUUGAUAAUGAGAAGCGAAUGAGACUUCUGCAGUUUGUGACCGGCACCUGCAGGUUACCUGUUGGAGGAUUUGCUGAUCUAAUGGGAAGCAACGGGCCUCAGAAAUUCUGUAUUGAGAAGGUUGGCAAAGAAAACUGGCUUCCCAGGAGUCAUACGUGCUUUAACCGUCUGGAUCUUCCACCCUACAAAAGCUACGAACAGCUGAAAGAAAAACUACUGUUUGCUAUAGAGGAGACAGAAGGUUUCGGACAGGAAUAAAUGGCCAUUGGCCCAUCUCAGUGGCAGAAGAAAAGUGUCUGCAGCCCCGUGCAAGCAAGGGCACUUCCUACCACCCUGAGCAUGAAGAUCCCCCUAAUUUCCUUUGGCCCCAAAUCCUGCAAGACUAACAAUUGACAAAUCUGUCAAUAAUCUCUAAAAGUGAUCUCAGUUUUUUUUCUGAGUAGCCUGACGUCUGCUCCUCACUAGAUGUCUGCUAAGCAGAUAGUGUGCUGUAAAAGUACAGCUACCUGAAGGUUAUAUUCGGUCUUCUUCCAUGAUACCAUCUUUUAAUGUCCCAGCAUUGCUAUGGGGCCUUUGUACUGUGUCAGGCCUUGUCAUAUUAGGUGUGAGUGCAUUGCUGUUGGAAAAGCUGCAUUCACUAAGCAAUGUUAUUUCAGAGGACACAACCCAUUGAGCUGUAUAUAGCCAUAUUUAUUAAGUACUUCAGGAUAGUGUCCUUUGAAAUAAUUAGUCCCAAUGAAUAGUUCAUUGUUCCAACUCCUACGGUUGAGGGCAAACCUGGCGAUUCAGGGGGGUUUAGUCGCCUGGCGAUUAAUCGCCUCGACUAAUCUCCCUGAACGGCUUCCCCCUCUCUUGCGCCGGCUAUAAUGAAAAGUCCCCU
This is a messenger RNA of Xenopus laevis (African clawed frog), 3348 nucleotides long. It is a transcript of the gene itch.S, whose product is annotated as E3 ubiquitin-protein ligase Itchy. The coding region runs from base 180 to 2726 and encodes 848 amino acids. The record is from RefSeq and is a predicted model, not a curated record. Gene Ontology annotation, cellular component: cytoplasm; nucleus. Lineage: Eukaryota; Metazoa; Chordata; Amphibia; Anura; Pipidae. The transcript has 24 exons. Gene Ontology annotation, biological process: proteasome-mediated ubiquitin-dependent protein catabolic process; ubiquitin-dependent protein catabolic process; protein ubiquitination. Gene Ontology annotation, molecular function: ubiquitin-protein transferase activity; ubiquitin protein ligase activity.